Colossoma macropomum (tambaqui) is the source of this 925-nucleotide messenger RNA. RefSeq names its product calcium and integrin-binding protein 1-like. Bases 125 to 697 code for a protein of 190 amino acids. Gene Ontology annotation, molecular function: calcium ion binding. The transcript is spliced from 7 exons. Lineage: Eukaryota; Metazoa; Chordata; Actinopteri; Characiformes; Serrasalmidae. The record is from RefSeq and is a predicted model, not a curated record.
GUCGAGCAGGAAGGGGAAGUGUGGCUAGCGCUAGUGAAGUUUGUGUCAGCUCGAAAUAAAGAGAAGUUUAACCAUCGACUCUUCCUGUCCACUGGUGCUGUUUUAUCAUCGAACAAACAACACGAUGGGCACUACAGCCAGUAAAUUACCGAAGGAUAUGCUGUCGGAGUAUCAGGAGCUCACAUUUCUCACGAAGCAGGAGAUUUUACUGGCACAUAAGAGAUUCAAUGAACUCCUGGACAGAGAAGACAGACAGCAAAUCAGUGGUUCUCGUGUGUCCAUGAAUAAAAUUCUUACUUUGCCUGAGCUCAAGUCAAAUCCUUUCCGAAAAAGGAUCUGCCAAGUUUUCUCAACCUCUGAUUUGAGGGAUGGGAGUUUGUCCUUUGAAGAUUUCUUGGAUCUCCUGAGUGCCUUCAGUGAUUCAGCCACCCUCGAAAUCAAAUCUCAUUAUGCUUUUAGAAUUUUUGACUUUGAUGACGAUGGCACCCUUGACGCUGGAGAUCUUGAGAAGCUGGUGAACUGUCUGACUGGAGAAACGGACGACACAAGACUCACUGCUGAGGAGAUGAAACAACUCAUAAACAAUAUUCUUGAGGAAUCAGACAUUGAUAAAGAUGGAACGGUAAACCUCUCUGAGUUUCAGCACGUUAUCUCCAGGUCUCCUGAUUUUGUCAGUUCAUUCAAGAUUGUGCUGUGAAACAACUGAAGACGUUUUGCGAUCUAGUACGUUCUCAACACGACGUGCACAUUUCUCUUUUCCUGACAGUACUACUGCAGUGUGUUCAUUUCAACUGCAUCCUUUGUGUCAGUAUUUCUACUUUUAUGUAAUUGAAAAUAUUUGUACAUAUUCUCUAUAAAACCACUAAUCUUUCUAACUUGUAUUUUAGAGAUCUAUUUGCAUAUAUUUAAUAAAAGCAUGUUCUUA